AAAACAGCAAUUUUGAUAAAUGUUUAACUCACAUUACGUAUUUUUCGAGAGACUAUUUGCCGUAAAUUUAUAUGCCAACACAAACGGACAAGAUAUCAUUUUAUUCAUCGGAUUUAUUGUUUCCUUUAGCAGAAUCUGUAACAUGGAGGAAGUGACAUGACGUGAAGGCGUUGAACGGUCAAGCAAUGUUAUUACGUUGUGAAUUGAAGAACUAGAAUGACCAGGUGUAAGAGAAAUAAUGCCGCUGAUAUAAAUGUCAACGUCACCGAUGUCUUAACCAAUGGAAUCAUUGCAAUUUCCAAUAGUACUUUUAAAAUUCUCAUAUAUUGCUUUACGCGUUCAUUCAUCAGUUAUCACAACGAGUGUAUAGGGAAAGAAGAAAGAUAAGUUUGAUAUAUCAGAGCUAAAAGUUAAGGUGGCGAAAAGUCUGUUAGCCUUCGGGAUACAUCAUCCGAAAAGGAUUUGAUUUUAUAUUUCAAAUAUGUAACAAUGAUGCGAAAAAAAUCAACUUGAUUUUUGAGAUUAGUUCUUGGAUAAAAACAAUCAACACUUUUUAUUUCCAAUCAACACAAUGGUUUUCUUUUUGGACAUUAAUCCCUUAAUCAUCUUAUUAUGUCUUCUAAUGUGCAUUGGAUUUUUAUACAGAUAUAUGAAGGAUACCUAUACUGUUCUCGAACGCCUUGGUAUACCAGGACCAAAACCAAUCUGGGUAUUCGGAAAUGUUCUGGAGUUCAAAGGAAAGAAUGUUCUGAAUGUGUUUGAUGACUGGAAGAAUAGAUAUGGAAACGUUUAUGGAUUUUACGAAGGAUUCCGAGCCGGUAUCGUGGUCAAUGAUGUAGACUAUGCCCAGGACAUUUUGAAUAGAUAUUUUGACAAAUUCGGUAUUCGCACAAGUUACCGACCCUUCAUCUACUACCCUGACAACUUGCGACUGAUUGAAAUAGACGGCGAUCAUUGGAAAAAUCAGCGAAUUGUGUUUACUAAAAUGCUGAACUCGCCAAUCACUUUAAAAUUGGUUAUUGACAAAAUGCAGGUAACCGCAAAGUAUAUGCUUCAACAAAUCUCUGAUGAAUUAAAAACUGUAUCAGACGGUAUCAACAUAUCAAGUGCCAUAGAUCAGUACGUGUCGGACGGGGUCAUCCGGAUCGUUUUAAACAUGAAUGAUGAGAGGUUUGAACUAUACAAACAUUCAUUUUAUGACUACGAGAUUCAAAGCAACUUGUCCGCAUCUGCAGACAACGAAGUCGGGGGACUAGCUCGACUUUUCCCUCGGCUAGCACCACUUCUGAAAUGUGCGGACAAGAAAUAUAAAUAUGCGCACGAAAAGGUUGUAAAGAUUCUAAGAGAGUUCGUUGAAGAACUAUCUUCUCGCCGGAACAAUAAUAAAGAUAGCCAGGAGGUGCAUGACAGUCUGUUUGCUUUCCUCCUCUCUUCAAAAGUACCUUGCCGGGACGCUGACGGCCGCUCUGCACAUCGAAAUCUUUCUACUGACGAAAUUAUUGCUCAUAUGUUGACACUCCUGAGCGAGAUACACUCAACAACCACCGCAAUGAUUCUGUUCAUUCUGUAUGAACUAGCUUGUCAUCAGGAUUGCCAAGAUAAACUAUACGACGAAAUCAAAAACAUGGGCGAUCAGGAUGAAGAUAUCUCUUCUGAACAGCUGAAAAAAAUGGAGUAUUUUGAUAUGCUGUUCAAUGAAACAUACCGCCACCAUCCUAUAGCUCCAGGGGUUUCCCGGGUGUGCACAGAAACUUGUACAAUAAGAGAUGUGCAAUUUCAAAAAGGGAUGGUCGUAAGGGUGAUGACAAGUCCUUUGUACAAGGACGCAAGUUUGUUCAAUCUACCUGAAGCGUUCUUGCCCGAAAGAUUCUCCGAAGAGAGCAGACGAAAUUGUCACCAGUAUAGUUUUCUUCCAUUUGGUCAAGGUCCAAGAAUGUGCCCGGGGCAGAAGCUUGCAAUAAUCAAAGUGAAAAUAGCAGUUAUCAGUAUUGUUAAGAACUACAGAUUAACAACGUGUAAAAAUACAGAGACUCCUCUGAAACAAGCGCUGCGCCCCUCUCUGACACCAGCAAAUGGAGUGUGUAUACAAUUGACAAAAAGAGCAUCAUAAGAACACUAUGUAUACAUUAUUCUAUCAAAAUCAAAGUUUAUUUCAUUUGGAAUUCGUUGUACCUUGCUUUAAAAGCUUCGGUUCUACUUAAGAUUCAACAGUCACAAUAACAGAUUCAUAACAUUCACUGAAAAAAGGAUUAGACUCAAGAUUUUUGACAGUAUUCUUUCAGGUUUCAUCUAACGAUCUACCUCCUAUACAGACCCUUGAUGAUAUAAGUGAAUUAGCUUCACACGAUCAAAUGAUUCUUGUUGUGCAUUAAAAGGAUAUUCAGGCAAAAUAAUGACAAAAAUAUAUAAAUUAUCUUAAGUACUCAAAUCAGGCUAAAAUGACAUUUCUUGGGGUUUCAACAUAAAUACAUCUAUACAUGUUGAACAAAAUUUAGACGCAAAUAGAAUCACCAAAUAGUUUUAAAACAAGCAAGGUGACCUAAACAAACCUUUAAUGUUUCCAGCGUCCACUUUGACAAAUAUUGCGAAAUCAAAAUGCUCUAACCUGACCCACGCGGGUCAAAUUAGGAAAACACCAUUUUAUUCUUUAUAUGGAAACAAGUUUUGCUUCAGUGACUGUCUAUAUAUUCAUUUUGAGGGCAUUUACAGAAGAAUGAAUGACAAAAUCAAAACUAAGAAAUGAAAAUUUUGCCUGUGUCUCCCUUUAAUGGAUAUCAGUAUCAAAGCCAAUCUAUGACCGUUUUCUAGCGUUAUUGGCGCUUUGGUUACCCGCAUCAUGUGUAGCGAUUUCUGAUGCUGCCAGACUACAUCUUGUAUUUAAUCAAGACAGAAGCAUCUACGUUUGAAAAUGUUUAAGUAAUUUUAUCUAUUCGUUAAUUGUAAAAAAAUAUUGUAGCUGGAUUAAUUAAUGUACUAUGAAGACGUAUUUUCUAAGUUCACCCAAAUCUGUUCAGAGAGAAUGCAAUUCAUACUUUUUGUUCUUCUGAAAACCGCAUUCUUCUUGAAUAUUUUAAAUUAAAAUCGUUUUCUCUAAAAUCAUUAUACAGACGUAGGUAAGAAUCUUAACAAAGCAUUAUAUUAUAAAUUUCCUUUUCUUUUUUUAUAUUGUACGAAACUUGACCACUUUGUUUUAUGCAUGCAAUACUGUUGUUGAAGAGACGGUUGGUGUACAAAUGGACGUUCUGCAAAGGUUUUACUUUAUACAUGACAUCAAGAGUAAGCAAAUCUGCUUAUUUAUCAAAUAUGACAUGAACAAAUUGAUUAUUUAUUGUUAUGAAUUGCUCGUUGAGACUUUUUAAAUUCUAUUUUAGAAAUGUUCGUUUUCUUUUAAUGUGUUGAUUUUUUUUUUGUUUAUUUUAAAUUCUAAUUGUGUUUAAAAGUUGUAUCAUAUACUUGGCAAAACUUAAACUCACUCAUGUGUACAAACUAUCUGUUUUAUGAUUAUUUUAGACAUCGUACUUAAUGUAAUGGUAUUAUGUAUGAAUGUCACAUACUUAUUUAUGAAGAAGUUGCAAGAGAAGAAAUUUUUAAAAGAAAAACAACUCCAAAUCACAUUUUCACAGCAGGUCAUAUCUACUCAUUUUUGGUAUAAGUAAGCCAACCAGGCGGAAACCUGAACUUUUUCAAAAUAGCAUAGACAUUUGCAAAUAUUUUCAACAGGACUACUUUUACUACAUAUCAAAUACUUUGCUACUGUCCUGAUCAGGGGAAGUUAUCACUGCUGGGAAUUAUCUAUAUGGACAUUUGAAACAAUAAAUAUUUUUUCAAAAUGAUCCUGGGUCGAAAUAAAAUUGGUUAACUUUGUUAUAUCUAAGUUUUCGAUAAAUAAAGAAUAUGGUAAGAACUAUCAUUUAGAUUUAUUUUACAACUAUCCUUUAAAUUGUACUAUAGAAUGGCAAGAAUGAUCAUUUCCAUUUUAUUUUAUAAUGACCAAUGAGAUUUCCAGAUUUUGAAAUGACCAAUGAUAAUUCUACUUAUAUUCAGCCCUGUAAAAUAUAUAGGUAGUCAAACUGACUUCAGACGGCCUAUGGCCGGAAAAUUUUGUCAUUAUGAAAAUAUAAGUUGUACAGAUCUGUCUAGAAUUGGUUUCUUUUGGUUUAUCUUUUACGUUCUCCGAAAAAUGGUCCUGUUUUUCAUUGUAUGUGUAUGUAUUUAUUUUUUAUUUAUUUGGCUGUAAACAUUGGCAUCAUGUUCCAUGCUUAAUAAACUUUGUAUGAUUCCAAUAAGACAAACCACACGCGUACAUUCAAUUAUUUAUUAUUCAUAUCGGUUUCGAACUAGUAUGUUCUUCGUCAGUGAAUAAGCAAAAAAUGACGUCACACGACGUCAACUUCAAAGAUGGUGGGAAAUAUACAUUGUGACGUUACGUUAUAUGGAAAUCCAUUAAAAAUUAAUUCAGAUUUUAAUAAACUUUGUAUUAUAAAUCAGAACAUGAGUUACAUAAAUUAUAAAUGGUGUUUUUUGUGUAUUGAAAACAAACAAAAUAUUACUACUUGUGUUGUUUGUAUGCAUCUUGCCAUUACAUUUGUUAAGUUGUUUGUUAUUUAUUAAAUUAUGUAUACCUCAAUUGCAGUUUUGUUUAACAAGUAACUGUACUAUCAUAAAGUCAUGAAUAUGUUUUAAAGGCUUCAAGGAAUUCCACUGAGGUUCAAAUGCUUAAAAACAUAAAAUUUGAAAAUCCCGACAGUUUCAAGAUAAGCACUUUUAAAUGGAAAUGUGGAAAACACUUCAAAGAAUAAUCAAGAAAAAUAUACCCAGUAUAAAAUUGAAAAUUGAUUGUGUGUAAUUCUUUGCCAGAUGUGAGCGAAAUACAUUUCGACGCGUUUCAUUGUUGGCCACUUUACCGAAGAAAACUGAUUAUUCUGAAGAAAAAAACGGGUGAAGGAAUGUGAAAAUUUGCACACAAGUAAUUGGUUUAUACCUACAUUAUUAGUACAUAAAUCUAGGGAAAAAACUAAUUCCAAACCCGUCGUGUCGACAAAAACCUCAGUGGAUUUCCUUUAAGUUCCCUUGCCUUUUUUGAUGUUGUUUUCGGUUCCACUGUGCUUUUAUUUUAUUUAUACUUGCCAGUAUUAACAGUAUUUCUUUAAAAUUGAAUUCACUGUAAAAAUAUGGGUUGAAGUGAGCUGACUUAUCAGACUGACUUAAUUAAACUUAUCUAUUUAAAAUAUUGUGAUGAAUGGAGAUUUUUUUAUUCUAUUUGUCUUCAUGCCAGCACGGCAGAGGAUUAUAUAACAGCCACAUUGCUCUGUCUACUAUUGCAGAUACACCAUAAGUCCUCUAAACACUGGCGUCGGAGUUGUAAAACAUUCUACUGAGUUCGGUCUCAAAUUGCAGGAUUAUCAUUGGUCAGUGUGCAUUCUCAAGCAGUUUCUGAUCAAUCACAUACAUGAGAUUAGAGUUUGAGCUUAGAUAAUUUCUUUAUAACAUUUGACCCUGGUAAGGGUGUUGGUUUCUGUACUCAAAUAAGUUUAUUUUCUAGCAAAUGAAACAGUUCAUUCAAGACUUGUACAAUAAGUACAUAAUCAUUUUAUAUAUACAUAAAUAGUAUAUUCAAUUAAAAUCACAAUGAAACAAAAUCAGCACAUUAUCACAAAUUCAUUUUUGAGAGGUUGAAAUGUAUCUAAAUAUGAAUAAUAGUAGUUCUAUUUGAAAAUGUUCAAUAUAACAGGAUGUUUGGUUUUUAGAAUAAUUAUUCUUAUUUGUUGUAUUUAAGUUAAGUUACUCUUGGAUUGACAUAUUAUUAUAUAUAUUGACAUAUUAUUGUUUAUAGUAAUAUUUUUUUUUCUUA
Ruditapes philippinarum (Manila clam) is the source of this 5851-nucleotide messenger RNA. RefSeq names its product cytochrome P450 3A12-like. The transcript is spliced from 14 exons. The coding region runs from base 572 to 2110 and encodes 512 amino acids. Lineage: Eukaryota; Metazoa; Mollusca; Bivalvia; Venerida; Veneridae. Gene Ontology annotation, molecular function: heme binding; oxidoreductase activity, acting on paired donors, with incorporation or reduction of molecular oxygen; monooxygenase activity. The record is from RefSeq and is a predicted model, not a curated record.